This is a messenger RNA of Cyprinus carpio (common carp), 1330 nucleotides long. It is a transcript of the gene cd151, whose product is annotated as CD151 molecule. NCBI's taxonomy places the organism in Eukaryota, Metazoa, Chordata, Actinopteri, Cypriniformes, Cyprinidae. Gene Ontology annotation, cellular component: membrane. The record is from RefSeq and is a predicted model, not a curated record.
UAAUGUUAAAAAGUAUGAGUAUUUUCAUAAUAAUUAUUAGUAUUAAUUUGUGGACUCGGACAACAAAUGCAAUUUUUGGGAACCAAAAAUUAAAUGUUAUGUUUACAUUAAAUGUUUUCUAUGUAAAUAUUGUAUCUAAACACUAUGACAGUUGUUUGUUUUUGGGACUGGAGCAAUAAAUGUGGUUUGUUCUACAGCGCUUUCUCUCGGCGCUUUGUAUUAUUACAUGGCGUGAACGCGCCGCGCGCUCCGUAGAAUGACGCGUUCACGAGAGCACUCAGAGCAGUGCCCACAAACAAACGCGGACAGAAGGGCACAGACCUCUGGAGUAAAAGCGGACUCACAGACAUAAUUUUUAUUUUUAUUUUUUAAAUACGACCUAUAACGGGAUAUUCAUUCAGUCACGUCUUUCAGGAUGGCAGAUGCUGAGGAAAAAACCAAUAGCUGUGGGACAAUAUGCCUCAAAUACCUUCUGUUCAUCUUCAAUCUUUUCUUUUGGCUGGCAGGUGGCGCUGUGAUGGCAGUGGGAAUAUGGACUCUGGUGGAUAAAAGCGACUACAUCAGCCUUCUGUCCUCCAGCACCUACUCGGCUGCGGCCUUCAUCCUGAUUGGUGCAGGGGCCGUCGUGGUGUUCACCGGGAUGCUGGGCUGCUGCGCCACCAUCAGGGAACAAAGAGGUCUUCUUAUAGUGUUCUUUGUGCUGUUGUUGUUAAUCUUCCUUCUGGAGAUCACAGCUGGAAUUCUGGCUUACGUCUAUUAUCAGGAGUGUUUUCCUCUCUGCUACCAGCUGAACGCUGAGCUGAGAGCCGAUCUGAAAGAGAGGAUGGUGCAAAACUACCAGCAGCCUGGACAAGAGCACAUCACUAGAGCCAUCGACCACCUCCAGCAAGACCUGAAGUGCUGUGGCAGUAACAGCUCGGCGGACUGGAGGGAAGGGGCCUGGAUACAUACCUCCAUUGCCAGUAAACGCCUGGUGCCCGACAGCUGCUGUAAGACCCCCACAGAGGGCUGUGGAGUCAGAGACCACCCAUCCAACAUCUACAAAGUGGAGGGAGGCUGCAUAUCCAAACUAGAGGAGUUUAUUCUUCAGCACCUGAUAAUUUUGGGCUCAGUGGGUCUUGGGAUUGCAUUCAUUCAGAUUGUAGGGAUGAUUUUUACCUGCUGCUUGUAUCAAAGUUUGAAAGAAGAAAUAUACUGAGAAAGAAGAUAAUUAUUGACACCAACACCAAAAAAGCCUUCCUGCUGUCUGCAUUACUGUCUGUUUGGUGUUAUGUUGUUUGGUUUCAUGAAUGUGUCACAGUAACGCAGGAUGACAGCUCAAUAUAUCUUG